This is a messenger RNA of Penicillium arizonense, 456 nucleotides long. RefSeq names its product ubiquitin-like protein ATG12. Gene Ontology annotation, cellular component: cytoplasm; Atg12-Atg5-Atg16 complex; phagophore assembly site membrane. Lineage: Eukaryota; Fungi; Ascomycota; Eurotiomycetes; Eurotiales; Aspergillaceae. The transcript is spliced from 3 exons. The coding region runs from base 1 to 456 and encodes 151 amino acids. Gene Ontology annotation, biological process: autophagosome assembly; autophagy of mitochondrion; C-terminal protein lipidation. The record is from RefSeq and is a predicted model, not a curated record.
AUGAAUCCAUCUUCACCGAGCUCCCCACAAAGCUCCCCACCCCCAAACCAACAGACAUCAAGCACCCUCAGUCACCGCCCAAGUCCGCGCCAAACCCCAAGCUCAGGAACACCACCCGGCAACACAAGCAAUGCACCGAUCCCAGACGAUGAACAUGGCGCUGACUUGCCCAUGAACAUGACGGCAUCUGUCAUGUUGACCAACUUACCCCGCGAUGCGCACCGGGCACUCGCCGAUGUGGAGAGGAUUGAUUCAGGGAAAGUCACUGUGCGCUUCCAGCCUCUGCCAUCAGCUCCCAUUCUCAAGAAUCGCGUGUUCAAGGUGAGCGCAUCGCAGAAAUUUGAAACGGUGGUCAAAUUUCUGCGGAAGAAACUUGAUUGCAAGGAUACAGAUUCUGUUUUCUGUUACGUCAACAGCGUCUUUGCGCCCGGGUUGGAUGAGGACGUAUACCAAUGA